Messenger RNA from Verticillium nonalfalfae, 4626 nucleotides. It is a transcript of the gene RRF-1, whose product is annotated as Protein rrf1. NCBI's taxonomy places the organism in Eukaryota, Fungi, Ascomycota, Sordariomycetes, Glomerellales, Plectosphaerellaceae. Gene Ontology annotation, biological process: siRNA processing. Bases 1 to 4626 code for a protein of 1541 amino acids. The transcript is spliced from 2 exons. Gene Ontology annotation, molecular function: RNA-directed RNA polymerase activity; nucleic acid binding. The record is from RefSeq and is a predicted model, not a curated record. Gene Ontology annotation, cellular component: nuclear RNA-directed RNA polymerase complex.
AUGGAGUCUCCCAAUAAGCAAGCGAGCGGCACGCCGCCCUCGAAGGUGUCAAGGACUCCGCGUGGAGCAAGACAGACGCAUCAUCGACAGCGCUCGGGCAUUUCAGCACCUGCUCAGCGCCCCGGACAAGAAGACUGGCGAAGAUGGCCUCAGAUCAGCGUCAGGCUACGAGGCCUCCCGAUCACCAGCGUCCAAGAUAUCCACACCGAGUUCACCAAGUACGGUAACAUUGUCUAUAUUGAGCACUUUGAGGGUAGGCAAGGCCAGCCCACCGGCGAAGCCCGUAUUCGGUUCGAACCACCUCCUGUGACCUCAUUCUGGUCCCAAGGCCGUUACAACUUCGUUCGAGUGAACCUGCCGCCUGCCCAGGCGGCGGUUCCCAUCCGCAUCGAACUCGACCCGCCCUCCAACGCCUUUGGGGCCAUUCGUAGCACGGUCAACUCGAGGCUGUUCUAUCCGGCAAGGAUGACCUUGGACAUCAAGACGCUGGAGUUCGGUCCUACGGGUAAAGGGCCUGAGAUCAUGCCCAAAAAACAAGUGGUUUCCCAAGGCCAGGGCAGCGACUCCAAGUGUAUCAGGCUGAAGGCCGACUUUCGAAACAAAACCCUCGCAAUUUACUUCCCCAUCUCCGUAACGCCAGACGCCGAGUCGGGCCAAGUCUUUGGAGAGGAUUCUUCCGACAACGCCAUCCGUGAAUACAAGAUUUUGAUUGACCUCGCUCAUAUGAGGCGUGCGUCGCUCGUCGAUCUCGGAAAUGGCGAUUUUCAUCUCACGAUACCCCUUCGCUACCCGCCAGCCUACUACUUCAAGAACAAAGAUAUUGCUCGCAGUUUUGAAGCCGACAGGCUCUUGUGGACCGAGAACGACCAGUGGGUGCGCGCCUCCCAUGUCCUCGACGACAACGACCUCCCCCAGGACUACAGCCUCGGCCUCCUUAACCAGUGGGAUGACCUGAGUUUCGUCGACAUUGGCCGCUGGACGACGUUCCGCAUGAGGCUUGAUGCUCCUGGCCAAGACCUUCGCAAUCUGACAGGGGCACUUGAAGACCUCAAUAUCGAGCUCACGCGCCUUGAUAAGAGCUCAGAACUCCCAGAUCAGCCGUGCCUCAUCCCGUCUGAGAACCAAGCAGUUCGAAACAAGCCUGUCAAGACUUCCAAGCCAGAUCCAAACGACGAUUGGCUUUCCUUGAUGCAUUCAAAUGCCACUUCUUCGCCCACAGCGAGAUUCUUUGACUUUCCCGUGCAGUAUCAACUCGAGGUUUGCAUCUCUCGUGGCGUCCUCUGCGAAUACAAGCUGUCGCAAGAGUUUCUAGAUCGCCUGCGAGGUCUCCAGCAGGACCGCGCCAAAUGGAUACUGGAAUACUUUGCCGAUCGAGGCAAGGCCGUCGAGCAGCCGAUGGACAUCUUUGAGAGUCAUGAAGCCAACUGCUACUACCCCAACCCGGUGGUGCCUCACUACUGCGCCAUUGUCCGAAAAGUUGUCGUCACGCCCACGACCAUCUACCUGAGCUCUCCUGGGGUCGAAGCCAGCAAUCGCGUGAUAAGAAAGUACCAGCACGUCUCUGACCGCUUUCUGCGCGUCCAGUUCACGGACGAGCUCACGCGAGGCAGGAUCAGCACGCGAGCCAAGAUGGAGCUGGACCACUAUGUGUUCAAGAGGGUCUAUCUAACCAUGAUUAACGGCAUCCGCAUCGGCGACCGCCACUACAAGUUUCUGGCGUUUGGCAAUUCUCAGAUCAGAGAAUGCGGUGCCUACUUUUUCUGCGAGACUGUCCAUCUCAAGUGCACCGAGAUGCGUCAAUGGAUGGGGAAUUUCAAUCACAUACACAUCGUUGCCAAAUUCGCAGCCAGACUGGGACAGUGUUUCUCUACAACGCGCGAGAUUCGCAGCAUUCGGGCCCCCAAUAUCCAGAUCAUUCCCGACAUUGAAAGAAACGGCCAUUGUUUUACAGAUGGCGUCGGCAAGAUCUCCUCUUUCCUCGCCAGCAUGGUACUAGAAGAGAUGGGCCUCGAGACAGUCGAGACGCCAUCGGCUUUUCAGUUUCGCAUGGGCGGCUGCAAAGGCGUUCUUGCCGUAUGGCCCGAGGCCAAGGGUAUGUAUGUGCACAUUCGGAAAUCGCAGGAGAAGUUCAAGGCGACUUUCAACGGUCUCGAGAUAAUUCGCUGCGCGCGGUUCUCCGCGGCCACUCUGAACCGCCAGACCAUUACGAUCCUCACAUCCCUGGGCAUCAAGUCAGAGGUCUUUAUGGACUUGCUUCAAAGACAGCUCCAUGGCUACGAGAAGGCCAUGAAUGACCAGGGUGCCGCUGCGGUUCUCCUCGGCCGUCACAUUGACGAGAAUCACACAUCGCUGGCGCUCAGAGACCUGAUCAACUGGGGGUUCAUGCGCCAUGACGUCCAAGAGCCCUUCGUCCUCACCAUUUUGCAGCUCUGGCGGGUGUGGUCCAUGAAGCUACUACGGGACAAGGCACGCAUCGUGGUUGACAAGGGUGCUUUCGUCCUCGGCUGCGUCGAUGAGACGGCAACCUUGCGAGGCCACAACAGGGCGAGCGAAGGUCAGACCACGUCGAGAAACGUGGAACUACUGCCUCAGAUCUUUCUUCAAAUUCCAGAUCCUGACGAUCGAUAUUCCUUCAACGUCAUCAAGGGCGUGUGCAUUGUCGGCCGCAACCCUUCACUGCAUCCAGGAGACAUCCGCGUUGUUGAGGCUGUCGACGUGCCUCAGCUGCGUCACAUGAAGAACGUAGUCGUCUUUCCGAGCACGGGCGAUGUCGACGUUCCAAGCAUGCUCUCUGGAGGCGACCUGGAUGGCGACGACUUCUUCAUCAUCUGGGAUCCCAACUUGAUCCCUCCGGUGUGGAACUUUCGGCCGAUGGACAACGCGGCGCCGCAGACAAAGGUCCUUGAUCGGGACGUCAAUGCAAAAGACCUCAGUGAGUUCUUCGUCAAGUAUAUGCGCAAUGACUGCCUGCCCCUCAUCGCAACGUCGCACUUGGCCAGCGCAGACUACCUUGAGGGAGGCGCUAUGCACACCAAAUGCCUGCAGCUUGCCAAACUCCAUUCCAAAGCCGUGGACUACGUCAAGUCAGGCGAUCCAGCCGAGCUCGGCCGCGAGCUUCGAGCUCGCCGAUGGCCCCAUUUCAUGGGCGAACGCCGCAACAAGAACUCCAUCUACCACUCGUACACGGCCCUCGGACAGAUCUACGACAGGGUGCAGGACGUGCCGUUCAACCCGCUGUACGAGAAGAAGUUUGACCGCCGCAUCCUCACGCGCUUCGCGCCAAUCGACAAUGCGGUCCUCAAGCAGGCGCGCCGCCUCAAGUCGACCUACGACACGGCCAUGCGGCGCCUCAUGGCCCAGCGCGAGGUGUCGACCGAAUUUGAGAUCUGGACCGGAUUCCCGCUGUCCCGACCGCGCGUCGGCAACGCCUACAAGCACUCGGAAGACAUUGGCCGCGAUGCCGGUCUCCUGAAGCAGUCCUUUCGCGACGAGGUGCACGCCCUCGUCGGCGGCAGCGGCUACGACAAGGUCGCGCCGUUUGUCGCGGCCAUGUAUCAGGUCACGGCCGAGGAGGUCAGCAUCGCGCUGCACCGCCGCCGCGAGGGGCGCGGUGUUGCUGGCGACCCGGAGGCUCUGCCCAGCCGGAAGAGGGACAUGAGGGGCAUGCCUCUCAUUACGUUUCCGUGGAUCUACCACUGGGUCCUCGGCCGCAUCGCGACGGACGACGCAAAGACGAGGCGCGACGUUGUCACGGAUAUCGCGUUCGACCUACAUCACCGCGCUGGCACGUUCGACCGGCAGGAGGAGCUGUCGCAGACCAAGCCGAGCGGCCACCUACCCGUGCCUGACUAUGAGGACGUGGAAGCGAUCGGGGAGAUUCCAGGUGCCGAAGAGCAUCAUCUCACAGACGACAUGAGCAAGAUGGAUCUUCUCACGUUGCCGGACGGACGUCUUCUCCAUCGCGGCCAGGUCCUCCACCUGUUCGACCGUGAUUCUGAGGAAGAGGACGAAGGCGCCCAUGACGAUGGGACGGUCUACGCGCCGCCAUCUCUUGAAGAGACACAGGCCACUGCAACUACAAACGAAGUCUCCGCACAGGACGACACAGGGGUGGCAGUCACCGACGAACCAUCUCAAGGCCACGGCAGCACCGAACAUUACAGAAAGGAGGGCACCGCGCACGAUCGAAAGGAGGACAAGACAUCCGACAUGCCAGCAGUGAAGGAGCAGAAGAUGAAGAAGACGGACGAACAGCAGGCUGAGCUCCAGGAGAGCGGCGACAAGCUAGACCCCUUCGCUGCCAUCUUCAACAUGCAGAAGAUGCGCUGGAACGCGCAGCCCUCCUCGGCCCAGGAGACACGCCCGCACGAGCCCGUCGGCCGGACGCCGCCGCGUCGCCACGCAACCCCUAUCCUGAGGCCGGUGAGGCAAGAUGCAGCAGCAGGGCAAGUCGCGGAGGCCGCACAACCCCAGAAGCCCCCUGACGAGACAUAUCCGGCGAUGCCGCGGACUGUCGAGACGGUCGAGGCUGUCGAGCAGCUCGACUACAGCAGCGCUAGCGACGACGGCGAUGAGGAAGGGGGCAACCUCUUUGAGCGGUUUGACAGGCUCAUGGGCGGCAGCUGA